Drosophila mauritiana is the source of this 2125-nucleotide messenger RNA. RefSeq names its product fatty acyl-CoA reductase wat. NCBI's taxonomy places the organism in Eukaryota, Metazoa, Arthropoda, Insecta, Diptera, Drosophilidae. Gene Ontology annotation, cellular component: peroxisome. The record is from RefSeq and is a predicted model, not a curated record. Gene Ontology annotation, molecular function: alcohol-forming very long-chain fatty acyl-CoA reductase (NADP+) activity. Bases 584 to 2092 code for a protein of 502 amino acids. Gene Ontology annotation, biological process: long-chain fatty-acyl-CoA metabolic process. The transcript is spliced from 5 exons.
CCGUCUGUCCAACUACCGGGUUUCACUACUCCCUUUCCCUGAGAUGCACUUCAACCCGGCGCACAACGUUUUCCAAUUAGCCAAAUGGAUAUAUCACAGGCCGCCACGCCACUUGACACCUAAGCGGUUCCGAUCGGAUCCUCUGGACCACGAAGUGAUAAAAAUCUCGGGUUCUAAUUUCAAUGUAAUUUCAGCGUAAGAAAGGCAAGGCUAAUUGUUUGCUUAGCGCAGGUCAACUGGAAUGCUCAUGGUUUAGGUUUAAUGGCCCAUGUUUAACUGGGCGUAUACGUAAUGUGCAGCUUGGCUGGGUGAACUUCUCCAGCUCGCUAAGUAAGUGUUUACGACGCGAUGCCAUUGGACACCAUGGAUGUGUGAGUGAGAGUUUGGCCAGACAAUUGAUAUUUUGCGAUCGGCGGAUCGGGUAUAAAUAACUGGUGAAAAAACACCGAACACCUCUCAUUCAAGCAUCAGUCGCGUCUGCGCCGUUCUACGUCGGACAUCGGAUUACGGAUAGCUGAAUAUACGGAAUACGGAUUUCCGGCCUGCCUUCGCGAAAAAGGAACGUUAUCAGAGCCCACCGGAAAUGGCAACGGAUGUGCAAUCGUUUUACAAAGACAAAACUGUCUUCCUAACGGGCGGCAGUGGAUUCCUUGGAAAAGUGACCAUUGCGAAGCUGCUCUGCACCACCGAGGUGAAGCGCAUCUAUGUGCUGCUCCGCGCCAAACGCGGCCAGGAAAUGCGGGAGCGAUGCGCCGCCUGGGAUAAGGAUCCGGUCUUCGGUAAUCUAAUGAAAAUAAAUCCCGAGGCUCUGAAGCGCGUGGUACCUUGUGGUGGCGAUUGCCAGGAGCCGGAUCUUGGCCUGAGCAACAGCGAUCGUCAGGUUUUGAUAGAUGAGGUGCAGAUUGUUAUCCACACGGCGGCCACAGUGCGUUUUGUGGAGCCGCUGCACAUCGCCCUGGCGGUGAACACCCGAGCCACCCUACUCAUGAUUCAACUGGCCAAGGAGAUGUCGCACUUGGAGUCCUUCGUUCAUGUAUCCACUGCGUAUUCAAACUGCGUGGUGGAGCACGUCAGUGAACGCUUCUAUCCGGAGCACUUGACCUGCCCAGCCGAAAAGAUCCUGGAGCUGCUGGAAAGCAUUAGUCCCGAGCUGUUGGAUGAAAUGGCACCGGCGCUGAUGGGCAAGUAUCCCAACACGUAUACGUAUACCAAGGCUCUGGCGGAGCAGCUGCUCCAGAAGGAGGCGAAGGACUUGCCGCUUAGCAUUUUUCGUCCGGGUGUUAUAAUUGCCAGCUAUAAGGAGCCCAUGCCCGGCUGGAUCGACAACCUGUACGGACCCAUUGCAGUUCUCUACGGAGCAGCCUUCGGAAUACUGCAUAUCACACUGCUUAAUCUCAAGGCCCAGGCUGGAAUUGUACCCGUGGACUACUGCGUCAAUAUGGUGCUGACCUGCGCUUGGAACACGGCCAGGGAUGCUAGCAUCAAGCUAUCGCCGGAGCCACCUAUCUACAAUUUUACGCCAAAUAAUGAUAACCUGAUAACCUGGGGUGGAUUUCGGGACAAGGCAGCGAGGCUGCGCUACACGUAUCCACUGACCAAGAUGAUGUGGUUGCCGUUUCUGCAUUGCACCACCAUUCCCUGGCUAUUCCGCUUCACGGCCAUCUUUUACCACCUGCUCCCCGGCUAUGGCAUUGAUCUGGCCUUGCGUUUAUGGGGCAAAAAGCCGCGCAUGAUCAAGCUGUACGACAAGAUCCACAAGAACAUUGAUAUUCUGGCACCCUUUGUGAUCACAUCCUGGUCCUUCGAUACCGUCAACACCCGCAAGUUGUGGGCCAAAUUGUCUGUCGAGGAUCAAAAGCUAUACGACUUCAAUAUGAGCAGCGUCGACUGGGAUGAUUACUUCCUGCAGGCACUGGCCGGAGUUCGCAUCUAUCUCGCCAAGGAGGAACCAGGACAGGAGGUAGUGGAAAGGGCACGAAAGAUCUACAGGAGGUUUCAAUUCCUUCAUCGGCUGCUGCAGUUCACUCUUUAUAGCGUUGCUGCUUUAAUCUUGUGGUCAAUUUUAAAGCGCCUAAUGGGCCUUUUUGUAUAAUAAUCACAAAUAAAGUUAAUUGGCUGCAAUUUA